This is a messenger RNA of Funneliformis caledonium, 132 nucleotides long. The record is from the annotation of a GenBank genome assembly. NCBI's taxonomy places the organism in Eukaryota, Fungi, Glomeromycota, Glomeromycetes, Glomerales, Glomeraceae.
CACAAAAAAGAUUUAAAAGAGUUAAUAAAUGAAAAUGAAGAUAAACCAGUUGAAGUUGCUAUUGAAGUUAUUGAAAAAUGGAAAAAGAAUGCUAAAGACUUUUCUAAGGCAUUAGAUAUAGCUGAAGAAUGA